Messenger RNA from Anopheles darlingi, 5475 nucleotides. RefSeq names its product histone-lysine N-methyltransferase 2D (gene btz). Gene Ontology annotation, biological process: mRNA processing. NCBI's taxonomy places the organism in Eukaryota, Metazoa, Arthropoda, Insecta, Diptera, Culicidae. The transcript has 3 exons. Bases 560 to 4612 code for a protein of 1350 amino acids. Gene Ontology annotation, molecular function: mRNA binding. Gene Ontology annotation, cellular component: exon-exon junction complex. The record is from RefSeq and is a predicted model, not a curated record.
GCGAAGAAGAACGAGAAAUCGAGAUCGAAAUCGGGAACAAAAAGGCUAGCAAAAAAACCUUCCAUUUCUCUUUCGGAAAACACGGCACAGCACAUCCGGCAAAGGAAAGGUGUUUUGUCGCGUAUCCCCGGUGGGUUCGGAGUGUGGAGUGUGGAUACUUUUGCCUUUUGCGCUUUUGCCGCCAUCAUCUCCGUCACGAGGAUUUCACGGUAGACGACGCGGCGACCCCCGGAUCAGCGAUUUACCUCGUGUGAGGCGGUCCAAUCCGUUCAAUCGGCUGCCGCCGGAAGCAACCUGCGACUACCUGGACGGAGUGUGCACUAAUCUCGCAGCAAGUGAUGGGUGGCAGGUGUUGAGCGGAUCUUUGGCCUUUCCGGGCCACGCCGCGCAAGUGAAAUCGUGAGUCGAUAACGAGAAGAAACGAGGCCGCUAUCUUGCCCCCGCCGCCUGGAAGGAUCGCACAGGACAGCACACCGGGAAAGUGCGAAGUUUUGCCCUUCCCGUUUCCAAAUCCCGGCCAUCCGGGCGAUCCCGAUCUCAGCUUCAAACGAGGCGCAGGAUGGCGGAGAACGCAGGGCCGGUGAAACCGGUGCUGAUGGUGGCGCCCCUCCAGCAACAGCCUGUGGCCCCUGCCCCAGCAGGACAGCCACCAUCGGUCGCCUCAUCGCCCGCUACGCCAGCUGCACACAUCCUCUCGGAAUCGGACGAUUUCACGGACAACUCAGCAGAGAACAACACGCGGGAAGCGAACCAGGAGGAUACAACCUCGCAGCAGAGUGGAGUGGCCGCGGUUGAGUCGGAGUACGAUACGGCCUCGGAUUCACCAUCGGACGGUGAAGAGGAGGACUACGAUGAAGAGGAAAGCGGCGGAGAGGAGGAAGAAGACGAGGAUGAUGAGGACGAUGGUACCGAUGAGGAGGUGGAAGACGAGGACGAAGAAGAGGACGAUGACGAUGUGAUCGAGGUGCGGGAUUACGAGCAACAGGGAGGCCCUGGCCAGACCGAUGGCAUACCGGAUGCCGGACAGGAAGGUGACGGGCGGCGGAAGGUGGACGAUGAUGAGGAUCGUAGCAACCCGCAAUACAUCCCCAAGAAGGGUACAUUCUACGAGCACGAUGAUCGAACGGCCGAAACAGAUCCGGAAGAGGACGGAGAGCGGCUGGAAGGAGAUGAACAACGUUCGAAACGUGACGGUGAUCUAGAUGAUGGUGGUGGUGGUGGUGGAACCGGUGGAGCAGAUCAUCAUGGAGGAAUGGGUAGUGGAUCCGGUGGUCUAGGAGGCGGUGGAUCACUCGGUGGUGGUGGUAAUGGUCCCGGAGGUUAUGGCGGAGAGCGGCGAGGCUCGGAAAAGGGAGGCAGCAGUGCGUUGAAGGGAAGGAAGAAGUGGCAAGCUUCGACCGAUCGUUGGACGCACGAUCGGUUCGAUGAGAGCGAGCAGGCACCGAAGUCACGGGCUGAGCUCGUGUGCGCUUACGGUUAUGACAUCCGUAGCGAAGAUGGACCACCGAAGGCACGCCGGAAACGACGGUACGCUCGCGGACCCAACCAGUACACGCGGAACUGGGAGGACGAGGAUGCGUACCAGAAGUCCUCGAAUGCCGAGCAUCAGCGCCACAAGAAGGUGUUGCCACCACCACGGCCAGAGGAGUUCCCCGAGCUGGGUCCCAACGGUGCCGCCAAAGGUGGCCGAACUGGUGGACGGCUGCGAGCCACUGGAGGUCCGAAGAGCAAUACUGGAUCGCGGCAACCGAUUGGUUCCGAGUCGUCGAACCGGUCAGUACGAUCGUCAGGCAACGAGCAUCGUGCAAAUGCUCGAACGGAACGAGCAAGAUCGGGCGAUUGGGGCUCGGAACGAGACAGAUACGGUGGUGGUGGUGAAGCAGAACGAGAUAGCGCACGUGGUGACUAUGAAGGUGGCGAUGGUUUGCGACAUCGAAACAGCGACGAACAUCGUGCGGCCCGGCAUAGCUACCAUAACAAGGAGAACAAGCUGGCCGGUGGACGCAAUGGUGGUAGUGGCGGUCCUAAGGAGAAGGAUAGUUACAAGGUGAUCAAUUCGCUGCAGUUCAAGAACCAGGCACGCAUCAAAACGACACCAGAAGGCAGUAGCGUUGGUGCAGGGGAUGCCAUAUCAGGACCGCAGCAGACUGGUCCUGGUGUUGGUGCUGGUGGUGGCGGCGGCGGCGGCGGCGAUGGAGGAAGUCCGGUCAUGCAUAGCCAGAGUGCUGGCGCUCUAUCGGGAAGCAGUAACAGCAACAAGAUGCAGAUGACUACCAAUGGUCCGAAGGUUGCCCACGGGGGUAAAGUAUCGAACGAUCGUACGUAUGGCGGCGAACAGCCAACAGCGCAAAUGGGGCGUGCGAAUGUUGUAACCACAUCGGCAUCGCUCGGAUCGGUGCCUUCAUCGGCAGGGGGCGGUCAGCAGCAACACUACGCCCAUGGACCAUCGAACGCUCCAAUGCAGCAGCGGGAACAUCAGCCGUCCUCUCAGAAGCAUGCCUCUUCGCUAAAGUCUCAGGGAUACCUUGAGGAGGAGCAUUCGAAGUACGGGAACGUAUACCAGGGAGCUGGCACGAAGGAUGUUAACAGUCGGCAGCAUCAUCCUUCCGCUGGUGGUGGUAGUGGUGGUAAUGUUCCAUUGGUCCCGGUCAACAAUAUGGCUUCGGCGGGCACUCAUCAACGCUCGCAGAUCUCACCACGAGCGAUCGUGUCACAGAACACCCCCCCAGGAGGACCUCAGCAAGCGCCUUCGAUUGCGAUGCAGAUGCAUUAUCAGCAACAGCAGCAGCAGCAGCAGCAACCACAAGGUGGCUCAUAUGGUGUAGCUCAACAAGGUGGACCAAUUCCACCGACUCAUACCAUGCAGCAGCUACCACCUCCGCAGCAGCAGCAGCAGCAGCAACAACAACAACCGUUGUUGGCACAGGAACCAAACCUCAAUCGUUCGAAGCGAUACUCCACGCAACGACAACGGGCUCAACUGGAGAACAUGAACCUCGCCAUGCAGCAAGCAUCUCUUCAUGAUCAUCAGCAACAGCAGCAGCAACAACAACAACAACAGCAGCAGCAGCAACAGCAACAGCAGCAGCAGCAGUUGUUACAACAUCAGCAGAUGUUGCAGCAUCAGCAGCAACAGGAGCAGAUGCAGCAAAAGCAACAGAAGCAAUCCUACCAGCAGCCGCAAUCCCUCCCACAAUCGGCACCCGGUGCCGGUUUGCCCAUGACCCUACAGGCCGCUGACUAUCAUCUGCAGCAGCAACAACAGCAGCAACAGCAACAGCAACAGAAUGCGGUGGUCUCUGUGAAGGCGCAACAACAGCCACCACCACCUUCAGCCGUACAAACGCCUCACUAUCAUCAACCGACGGCGGUUUACUACACGAACGCAGCGCCCACGAAUGGUCCUCCGGGUCCUGGCGAUUACGUCACGGCCGGACCACCACCUCCCCAGGCACAACAACCGUUGGCCCAACCGCCACCACAAGCUCAGCCCCAGUACGUGCCGGCACCGUAUGUUGCCACCGCGGGUGGUCAUGGACCCGGGCAGGGUGGUGGCGGUUAUCUACAGGGUCCACCGGUAGCUCCACCCACUACCGCUUACCUAACCGGGCACCCGGCACAACCUAGUCCUUCCGUUGGUCCACCGCAACCACCGCAACCCGGUGGUGGUAGCGUUCCGGUUGGUGCAGCACCGCCUCCGCCAACAAUGAACUACGUGCCGACGUUGGGACCGCCACCGCAGCCGACGGCUGCCCCUGUCGCUCCAGGCCAGUAUCCUGCCACCGCCGCUUAUCCGACCUUCCAGCCAGCGUACGGACAGGGUGGACCGGUUGCCGUACCACCGGUAGGUGUAGCCGGUGCACCACCUCCUCCAUCCGCCCCAGUUGCUGUCCCUGGUGGACCGCCACCGCCUACAGCCCUCUAUCAACCGGCCGGAGGCAUUACGUACUAUGCUCCGCAAACGCAGACACAAGCCCCGCGACCGCUACCCACUGGAAGGCGUCCGACGGCUGCCAUCCCGAUUCUUGCCCCACCGGACCGUAAACCGGCCACCACCGGCAAUUCUCAGACGGGAACGGCCACUGCAGCCGGUAAGACGGCUACCAGUACGACCGGAACGACCCGUUCGACAACCGGCGGUGCAACGGAGGCUAGCGAAAGCAACGAAGAGGUCGCCGGAGGUACUGCUGGUGGUGCGGCUGCCAGUGGUGGUGGUGGUGGUUCGAUAGAACCACAGGGACCCGAAUCGAGUGCCGAAAACAUUGAUCACAUCCUAGACAACAUGUUCGUGCAGAGACCCGUCUAUCAACCACCGUCCCGAAAAAGUCCCUCCCCGGCAUUACCGCCGACUGGCAGCGACGCCAACGCUGCCGCCAAUGUUGCUGGAUCCGAGCUUGGGGAUGCCACUGCCCGGUCAAAGGGUACCGAAGGCAGCGUAACGGAAUUGGCUGGCGAAAGCAUACUCGGUGACUCGGGAAAGAAGCUGUCACUGCAGGACGAGAAGCUGGGGCCGCAGCAGGGAGGAGCAUUGAACAUGUCGGAACCCGGUAAGGAAUCCAACACUGCCGCCAGUGGAACCACGGAGAUGAUCGCUUCGCAUGGGGAAGAAUGACGGUAUUAAAGGGGCCCGCCGGGGGUGGUUCGGAUGAAGGAGGGGGAUACCGGAUUUAGAAUUUUGGGCAUACUUCAUCCUCCUGUAGCGUGGCGUGGCUCUAGCCCGUCUCCGCUUGGCUUGUGCGAACAAAUGCUUGGUUUUGGAGGGAGAAGAUCUCUCUAGUUUUUCCUUUUUUUUUUUUUUCAUUUGGAAUAAUUAUUUUGCCCGAACGGUUCUCGCGGACCAAUCGCGCGGACAGUCGAUUAGUAAGUCUAUCUUUCUAUUUAACAGAAAUAACGCUGAGGAGAGGGAAGUUAUUAGCUUUCCUAUCACGUGUUGCAUAUUGUGGGCACUCGUUAGACAGUCCAAUUGAUUGGAAGGUUGUCUAAUGAAGUGUGGGGUUUUCCGCUUUUUUAUUUACUCUACUCGGAAUGGAUCGUACGCGUAUUCUGUGGUCAUACACCCAAAGCGAAACACACGAUUCAGGGGAGUGACACGAGAGGCAUGAUUGUAAUUGGAAUGAUUGCAUGUAAUGGAACAAUUAGCUAGUGAUUUCUCUUUAUACAUAUAUGUAUAUGUAUACAUAUGUGCAUGUAUAUACAUAUAUGUAUGUAUCUAUAUAUUCGAAUGCCGUGUAUCCGAGGUGCAAUGUGUUCAUUUUGGAGGUUUAGCAUCCCUUCAGAACGGCUCCGCACGCCCAGCAAGCAUGCCCGUACUACUUUACGCUGCGAUCGAUACGCUAUUUAGGGUGGCAUUAGGCCAACGCGGAAUAGAUUUUGCCUGGAUUUCGACGAUUGCGUAGAGCUGUUCAGGAACGAGCCGAACGAAUUGUGUAAAGUAACUCAUAAAGUGAAUUGGAAAUAAAGUCAAAUAGCUAAAGC